Molecule: messenger RNA, 4080 nt
Organism: Topomyia yanbarensis
Lineage: Eukaryota; Metazoa; Arthropoda; Insecta; Diptera; Culicidae
Gene: dyl
Product: cuticlin-4
Exons: 6
Coding region: 466-2331 (621 amino acids)
Source: RefSeq, a predicted model, not a curated record
UAACACUGACGGUCGAGCUCUCGCAGAGCAGCCACUGCUGUAAUAGUAAAGCGAUCAACUGCAACGCAGCGAACAAGUGCUGUUCCGAAACGAAGCGGGUGCAAAUCGGUAUUUUUAAACUAUUUCUUGUAUUAUUUCUGACAAAGUAAAAACGGUCGACAGUGUGAAAGGAUAUUUUUUAUGGAUACUGUGCCUGAAAAGUGUUCGCGAAGGUAGUGAUUUAAACGAAAAUUCAGUACCAGCCCCGUAGAUCGGCACAAUCUUGUGAUAGUUCGAUUUCCCACUGAAGCCAGUCGACGGAUUCACAUUCCUUCUUGAAGAACCCCUCACGGAAAAGCUGCCAAAAUUUCACCCUAACUGAAACUAUCCCGACCCCACCAUCCCCCCUCUUAUCGCCAGCUCCAGUGCAGUACAAGGGAGAAACGCACCUACGCACUCCCUCAAACACACACACACACAACAACCAUGGGCAGUAUAUCGCGAUGUUUGGUCGCGACAUUUUUGCUUUUCUUCACAGUAUUAAAGAAUGUCGACUGUGAUGCCCCCCUCGUAGAUUCGGCCGCCCUGCCCCUGGAGCACAGAGCCGUCUAUGGACCGCCAGCACCAUCACCAGUAUACGGAACGCCUGGUUUGUUGAGUGGCGGCGGCGGCGGUGGCGGUAGCAGCAGCAGCGGCAGCGGUGCCAGCGACGAUCCAUGGCCUCUGUCAGCAACGAACGAUAGUCCCCAGAUUAAGCACCUGCAGGUGCAGUGCGAGAAGACGCACAUGCGCGUCAACAUUGAAUUCGAUCGACCCUUCUACGGAAUGAUCUUCUCGAAGGGAUUCUACAGCGAUCCCCACUGUGUGCAUCUGAAACCGGGCACCGGUCAUCUGAGUGCGACGUUCGAAAUCUUCCUGAACAGCUGCGGUAUGAGUAGUUCGGCUAAUCACAACGCCGCUAGCUUUGGAUCGCCGACGCCGUCCGGUAGCUAUGUGGAGAACACGAUCAUUAUUCAGUACGAUCCUUACGUGCAGGAGGUCUGGGAUCAGGCUCGCAAGCUGCGUUGUACGUGGUAUGAUUUCUACGAGAAGGCCGUCACGUUCCGUCCGUUCCAGGUAGACAUGCUCCAUGCUGUGACUGCCAACUUCCUGGGAGAUAAUCUCCAAUGCUGGAUGCAGAUUCAAGUCGGAAAGGGUCCAUGGGCCUCCGAGGUGUCCGGUAUUGUGAAGAUCGGCCAAACCAUGACCAUGGUUCUGGCAAUUAAGGACGAUGAGAACAAGUUUGAUAUGUUGGUACGCAACUGCGUUGCCCAUGAUGGAAAACGCGCUCCAAUCCAACUGGUUGAUCAACAUGGUUGCGUUGUGCGUCCGAAGAUCAUGAGCAAAUUCCAGAAGAUCAAAAACUUUGGACCAUCGGCUUCGGUCGUGUCGUUUGCUUACUUCCAAGCUUUCAAAUUCCCAGAUUCCAUGAACGUUCACUUCCAAUGUGUUAUCCAAGUUUGCCGAUACAAUUGCCCAGAACCGAAGUGCGGUGGUGGAGAUUACGGCCUACCAGCGCUAACUGGUAAUGGAAUUUCUGGAGAAUAUGGAGCUCCUGGAGCGCUAAGCGGAGAAUAUGGUCCACCUUCCCUGCCAGAGUACGGUGUUCCACCGGCAUAUCCAGAUCCACGACACCCAGCGGAUGCCUCGGGAGCAUUUUCAGAGAAUCAAGAUAACGUGGUACCACCACCACAAGCACAAACUUCUGGAAACUCUGCCGAAAAUAAGGAUAGCCAAAGCCAAUCAGAUGCAGCACAGGCGAAUCAAAGUCAAAACCAGCUCCAAAAUGAAAUUCAUGACAACAUCAACCUACCGCCACCACCUCCACCAGGCCAGUCGUACGUGACGGUGACCAAAAGGAAGGAUGAUAUGGUUAACGAGGGUAACCUCGUCAGCUUAGGUGGCCGCCCACGAUCGGUCGAAGGACUAGAUGACCUGCGCGGCGCUCGCCGACGACGUGACACCAUGACGGUAGUUGUGAAACCACGAAUCUACAAACGCAACGCUCAGGAGAUGACCGAUGUCAACACGGAACGGGUCAUCCAGGUGGUCGCACCAGGUGAUGUCAACUUCGCCCUGAACAGUGCUGCCAACAACGAAACCGUUGUGAUUCAAUCGCAACGCACAGUUGAUCCGGAAACGAUCUGUAUGUCUGUGCCAAGUUUCGUUGGUGGACUGGUGAUGCUGCUGCUGGUAUUAGCGGUGGCUUCCCUGGUAGCCGCUUUCCUCUUCGUCCGGGUGAGACACUUCGAUCGCAAAGCUAACCACAUGCCACUGUCCAGCAGCUCACACGUGUUCCUGGUGGCACAGUAACACGCUUCCGCCCGUCUCCCAGAACACAACGACGUUAUUGCAUGUGGAACUACGCUAUUGGUUAAAUUUUGUUCUGUUGGUUGCUUUUGUUUUUUUUUGUUUGGCCAGGUACGCUUAUCCCCGCCGCGUGAGAAUGGACCAUGCCUCGGUGGACAAGACAGUAUGCUAACUUGGUGGAGUUCAGCGGAGCAUGUUAACAUUUUGAGGAAAAUUUUACCGCAAGCUUUCGAGAAAGCAAAUCAACGAAAAGUAACGAAAAAAGUCCAACAAGGCUUACUCUUAAAAUCCCAGCGACAUCUGUGCUUGAACGGUGAAAUUAUUCUCAAUCUAAAAAUUAUAUGCUAAUACUUCAUUCUUUUGUUCCCAAAAAAAAAAUUAACCUCCAAGCUACAAAAAAGUAGAGCUUUCUAUUCAUUCUUUAAUCUAAUAUGUUUUCCGAAAAGAAAAGGAAAAUAUCUGUUUCAUGGCGCUAACAUCCUCCGUUCCCUUCUAACUUAUUUAUAUAUUCGUUUAAUUCAUUCAAAAUUCCUCAUCUUCCAGUCAUUCCCUGUCAAAAAACGUUGCAUCUGGAAACACUGUUCCCAGAACAUUGGCUUACUCAGUCAUGCUGUUCUAGUGGCUUACCAAACGUCUGCCUGAGCAGCUAACUGACCCCAAAAUUCAGGGAGUAAUAUAUCCCGAUGCAUAGUUCUUACCAACCAGCGGUGUUAUCGACGAACCCUACUUCGAAUAUACCUCUGGAAUGUAAGCGUUCAUCCAAAUCCCAAACUGUAGAGACACAACGAAAAGAGAUAAAGUAAAACGUGUAGAGUUAGAAACAAAUUGUCAACGAUUUUCAAACCCAUCACUAUACUGUAGUGUUUGUGUAGCCUGUUUAGCUAGAUCCGGGCGGGACAAUGGCCUACGUCUAUCCCUUCGGAUCUGAUAUGAGUAUCUUUGAAUCUAAAGAACACCUAUUUAUUUUCUUUAAUUAUAGUUCCCCCUUCCUGGUUGGUACAUGUGUCCACCCAAACUAUAGCUAUCACCUAUCGCUAAACAAAUCGAUAACCCCGCACUAACUUUUCUAAAAAAAAGCCUCAGCCAAUAACACAUGUAGCUCGGUAACGACUGCGAAAAACCUACCAAUUAAUAUAGUUAAACCUGCCUUCAACGAGCACCCUUUUAGCUUUCCUCACGGUACGGUUAGUAACGAUGGCGCCAACUAGUCUAGUCGCCAGAAUUUUCCUUUUAGUAAAAGAAAACUAAACUGCCAAUCGAAAUUGGUUGCAGUAUCUUUCGUCAGAUCCAGCAUAGUAGAAGCCCAUGAGUAUUAGGAUUUCCCAUAAUAGAUUCAGCACACACAGACACGCCUUUCUCUCGGCAGUAGAAGCAGUAUUUGAGGUUAAAAAAGAAACAAAAUGGUAGCGAUUGUAGUGCAGGCAUUUCGAAUAUAAAACCAAAUGCACCAGAUAGAGAGAGAGAGAAGAACGGAAAACAAUAGGCAAAUCACCUAAAUCUGUAACGGCAAAACUGGCGCACAGAAAGCGAAAAUUGGCUUUUUCUAGAUAGCAGCUGUAAUCGAUAAGCGAAAAGUGAAUCGAGAAGAAAUUAACAAUAAUCACGGUUACGUUAGGGAAAUAAAAGUAAAGUAGAUUUAGUGGAAAAAAAUAAGAAAAGACGAAUAAAAAUAAUAAUGACGAACAUGUGAAAGUAAAGUUAAAACAUUCAAGUGUGUUAAUUGCGCGACAAGUUAACGAGACAACGAGAAAA